AUGGGCUCGACAGCAUCCGAGAAUGGAAACGAUGCCAACGACUUUGCCCUCGUGUCAGGAUUCUACGGCCCUGGUGCGAUAGCAUGCUGGCACUACCUCAUUGCCUUAUUCGCCAUGGGCUGGGCUUUCAAUCCUGAAGGAGUACGGUAUAUGCGCUACCCGACCCCCGAUUUCGCAGCCGUGAUGCUUUACCCCAUCGUUGCCAUCGGCCAUCUCGUCGUCCAGAUCCGUCACUUCCCCCCGGAACAGUCCGACUAUCUCGCUGCGAAUCUCGCCAAUGCAAUCGACAGUCGGGGCGCACUCGACGAGGCUGUCUUGCCGCUCGCCCCGGAUGGGCUCAAGUACCAGAUCGAUGCCUCAAGUGAGCUCCGCAAAGAGUUGUAUCCCCGCAUUGUUGCGAUGAACGUGGCUUUGCGAGUAGCCGACCUCUUCAGCGACCUCUGCCUGUUCUUCAUCCUGUGGAUCGCGCUCGGGACUUUGGUUCGCCAUGUGCGGUCACGCAACCCGAGGCAAAUCCCUUGGCUGGUGCUUUACUCCUCUGUUGCCGGCCUCCUCUAA
Molecule: messenger RNA, 558 nt
Organism: Clonostachys byssicola
Lineage: Eukaryota; Fungi; Ascomycota; Sordariomycetes; Hypocreales; Bionectriaceae
Source: the annotation of a GenBank genome assembly